AUGGCUCAAUAUGAUAGUUGUGCUGCAGAUUAUGUUGCUUCCAAGAAAGAAGGCUUUCGAGUUGAUGUAGAAUAUUAUACAUUUCUUUAUCGAAUGCUUCUACCAACUCUUGGAAAAGAACAUCUUACUGCUAAACUUAAUGACGUACUUGCAGGAAAACGUGUGCUUGAUCUUGCUUGUGGCGAUGGACAUUAUACACGUAAACUGAAAGAGCAGCUAGGUGCAAAAGAGAUUGCUGGUGUUGAUAUCAGUCAAGGAAUGAUUGAUAUCGCGCGCGCGAAAGAAGCAGAAAAUCCGCUUGGCAUUACUUAUCAAGUGGCAGAUGCACAAGAUCUUCCUUCUCCAGCUGAGAAAUAUGAUAUUGUCACUGCAUUCUAUUUGCUCAAUUUUGCUCGAACGAGUGAUGAACUGAAACGAAUGGUACAGGCUAUCGACAAACAACUAGCCGACAAACAACCUUUCUUUGCUACGAUUACCAACAUUUGUGGUGAUGCAAAAAAUGGACGAUUAUCAGAUGGUGCGGAAGUUAAAUACACACAAUUCAACGCAGCAGAUGGCACUUCAUUUUCGUACAUAACAUAUUAUCUGUCAAAAGAAACUUAUGAACGUGUUUUUAAAGAAGUAGGCUUUACUCAUUUUCAAUGGGUACCUAUGGAAAGUUGUCCAACAGUUGAAGAUCGAGCAUUCUAUGAUGAUUUUAUUCAGUAUCCGCCUGCUAUUGGAAUCAUCGCCUCGAAAUAA
This is a messenger RNA of Adineta ricciae, 741 nucleotides long. The record is from the annotation of a GenBank genome assembly. NCBI's taxonomy places the organism in Eukaryota, Metazoa, Rotifera, Eurotatoria, Adinetida, Adinetidae.